Molecule: messenger RNA, 705 nt
Organism: Arachis stenosperma
Lineage: Eukaryota; Viridiplantae; Streptophyta; Magnoliopsida; Fabales; Fabaceae
Exons: 2
Coding region: 1-705 (234 amino acids)
Source: RefSeq, a predicted model, not a curated record
AUGAAGAAUAUGGAUAAGUCCAAAUAUUACACUUUCCACCAAAAGCGUGGGCACACUACCGAUGAGUGUGUCAUUGCUAAAGACUUGUUAGAGCGACUAGCCCGACAGGGCCAUUUGGACAAAUACAUUAAUGGCCACAUUCAAAAAUACACAACAAACUCUGCCGACCAUUCCUCUACAAGACAAUAUUCCCGAGACAAGGAAAAGAUCACUUAUACUCACCCUGACCAACCACGAGGAGUCAUUAACUGCAUAUUUGGAGGUUUUGCUGGUGGAGGGACCUCAAACUCUGCCCGAAAGCGUACAUAUCGAACUAUGCUCUCGAUAGAUGACAUUUUAGUCCGAAAAGUAUUGCUUGAUCCUAGAAGCAGCGCAGACGUCCUAUUUUACUUUAUAUUCCAGAAAAUGAAGCUAAGCAAUAACAUACUCCAGCCUUCUACUAGGAAUUUGGUGGGAUUCUCAGGUGAACGUGUCCCAGUAUUGGAAUCUGUGUGGUUACAAACCACACCGAGUGAGUAUCCUUUAACCAAAACUUCUGAUGUUCAAUAUUUGGUUGUUGAUUGUUUCAUUCCUUAUAAUUUACUACUUGGUCGACCUUUUCUAAAUAAGUUCGGAACUAUAGUAUCCACAGUUUAUCUCUGUUUCAAGUUUUCCGUACAGGACGAUCUCAUUGCAACUAUUCACAUCGAUUAUGGCGAAGCAUGA